Messenger RNA from Sycon ciliatum, 3280 nucleotides. Its product is annotated as protein white-like. Gene Ontology annotation, cellular component: plasma membrane. The coding region runs from base 184 to 2397 and encodes 737 amino acids. Gene Ontology annotation, molecular function: ABC-type transporter activity; ATP hydrolysis activity; ATP binding. Gene Ontology annotation, biological process: transmembrane transport. The record is from RefSeq and is a predicted model, not a curated record. Lineage: Eukaryota; Metazoa; Porifera; Calcarea; Leucosolenida; Sycettidae. The transcript is spliced from 20 exons.
CAAAGUACUACCUGAUUGUUGGUUCGUUUGAACUUGAAGUUGAAGUUAGUUAGUGGUUGAAGGCUGUCACGUCCCUGUUUUGUUGCAAGGAAGGCAAGAAGCUUGCUGUCAAAAGGCGCACACCAAAAACGCUGCAGAGAAACAGUUUAUCCUUUGUAGCCCAGUGCCAGGCCUGCGGCUAUCAUGGGGAAGAAAGUUUUUCUCAGGUGGAAUGACCUCCGAGUGAGUGUUCCACCGCCUAAACCUAGCAUCAAAGAACGAUUGUUCGGCGGGGGAUCUUCGGCCGGUGAAGAGCGGCAAGGGAGACCUAUUCUGAGGAAAGUGAAUGGCGUGGCUCGUCCGGGAGAUCUUAUCGCCCUGAUGGGGUCCAGUGGUGCUGGAAAGACAACACUGUUGAACACACUGUCACGGCGUAACCUAGGUAAUUUGGACGUCAAUGGUGAAAUCUUGAUCAAUGGCAAGCCAGCGGGUAAGAAGAUUGGCUCCAUCUCCGCAUACGUGCAGCAGGAGGAUCUCUUCUUGAUUACGCUCACCGUCCGCGAGCAUCUGCGAUUCCAGGCCACGCUGAGAAUGGGCACCCAUCUGUCUCUGGAGCAGCGGUAUCAGCGUGUGGAAGAAGUAAUUGGCGAGCUUGGACUGCAGAGCUGUUCCAACUCUCAGAUCGGUAAUAACCGCACCGUGCAGGGUAUCUCGGGUGGUGAGCGCAAGCGUCUUGCCUUUGCGUCCGAGAUCCUGGAGGAUCCACCGCUGUUGUUUGCUGAUGAGCCAACCAGUGGUUUGGAUUCGUUCAAGGCCAUGUCCGUGGUACAGUCCUUGCAAGAGCUGGCAGCCAGUGGUCGCACUAUCAUCUGUACUAUUCACCAGCCGCCAUCCGAGGUCUUCUCCAUGUUCAACAGGUUGAUGUUGCUGGCAGAAGGUCGCAUGGCCUACAUUGGAUCAGUGGAUGGUGCUGUAAGCCACUUUGCCACGCUUGACUUUUCGUGUCCACCGCACUACAACCCUGCUGACUUCUUUGUACACACUCUCGCUAUAGUGCCGGGCAAGGAAGAGGAGUCUAAAGCCAAAGUCAAGAAAAUCAACGACGCCUUUGCCGAAGUCGAGGAAGACCUCCGUGACAGGGACAGAUUGGCGUAUCGGCUUCCAGCGGCCAAAGUCAGCAAGAAGACAUCGCUACAUAAUGCUUUGCUUGAUCCUGCAAGCAAUGCCCGCACCUCCAAUACCGAUGGGGACAUUGGUGGCAUCAGCACCCCGAAGGUGGUGGUAGCACCGGCCAGCGUUGAUGAGCAAGCACAGCCUACAAUGGAGCAGAUGAAAUGUUGCGAAGAUGUACGUAGCAUAUCGUCACGGCAAUACGAGGCCGAUCUUGAGGCGGCUGCGGAAGCUGAGACGCAGGCCACCAGCAAGAACAGUGACCCUGGCAAUGAGUCAGACACAGCCGUCCCCGGCGCACUGGACGCAGCAGACUUGGAGGACAAGCCGGGAACUCCCAUGGUGCGCACUGCAUCCACUGCCUCUGCACUGUCUCUCCAUGCCAGCAACACCCCUAAGGAAUCCAUCUUCGUCCAGGCCAAAGCGUUGGUAUGGCGAUCCUGGGUGACGACCGUCCGCGAGCCGCUCAUCGUCAAGGUCCGCGUGUCACAGACCCUAUUCCUGGGUAUAUUAUGUGGCCUGAUCUUCCUGCAACUGGAGAACGAUAGUAAGAGAGUCCAGAACGUUGCCGGUGCUCUGUUUUUCCUGACUGUGCAAAUGAGUUUUGGUACCAUCUUCCCUGCUGUGCAAACUAUCCCACUGGAAUUACCCGUGUUCAUUCGAGAACAUACUAACCGCAUGUAUCGCACCAGCAUCUAUGUUAUGACCAAGUCACUAGCUGCAGUGCCGUUCAAUACUGUCCUGCCGUUUGUGUUCAUAACCCUGGCUUACUGGAUGAUUGGACUCAACAGCGAUGUGGAUCGCUUUUUCUUUGCCGUCUUCAUAUCUAUUCUGACCACCUUCAGUGCAGAGUCAUAUGCCUACCUCAUAUCAGCCAUUGCUCGAGAUGAAACUGUAGCGCUUGCCUUGAUGCCGCCCCUGGUCAUUCCACUGAUGUUGUUCGGUGGCCUCUUUCUCAACUCCGACUCUACUCCGGUCUACUUUAUCUGGAUAGAAAAGAUCAGCUUCAUCAAGUAUUCCUUCCAUGCUAUGAUGAUCAAUGAAUUUCAGAAUGCUGAAACACCGCCGUGCCCUGUGAGUAAUUCGACAUCCCCUGCUCCCUGUUUCCCUGACGGCAACGCUGUGUUAAGGAACUACGGCAUGGACCCGAACGAAUUCUCUUUAAACAUUGGAGUUCUGUUCGCACUGGGCGUUGCACUGCGCCUCCUUGCCAACUUCAUUAUCGUCUGGAAGGCCAGAAAACACUAGUGGAGUGCAUUGCCAUCCCAUACCCUGGCUAUUCUGAACAGACAGGCAGCUGUACUAGUUGCAUGCCAACCUACUCUAUUGGCUCGCACAUGUCUGUGCAGGUCUGCUUCGCGUCCGGGUGCUUAGAAGUGCCGUAGCCGAGUUGUCUGUUCCUAGCCUUGGCUGAUGGUGGGUUGGCAGCGUGACUGCGACUCUCUCUCUCUCUCUCUCUCUCUCUCUCUCUCUCUCUCUCUCUCUCUCUCUCUCUCUCUCUCUCUCUCUCUCUCUCUCUCUCUCUCUCUCUCUCUCUGCCCCUAUUACUACUAUUGUUUUCUUCUUCCUACUGAUACCCCCCCCCCCCCUCACACACAAAUUGACUCUAGUUAAACCAAUGUUGCUUAGGUACCUCAACUGCAACUGCUGCUACCUUUUAAAGUAUUCAAAUAGUACUGCACUUCUUUCAAUUGUGAUAAUUUUUCUUAUUUUUUUUUGCAAUACGUAGACAAGCAGAUAUCCAUGCAAUUAGUAUACGUCUACUUGAGUAGAUGUAGGCCCAACCACACGCUUACAUGUUGGUCCACGUGGCGAUAAGAGUACUCUGGUUCAGUAGUGUGCUCAAUGUUCAUGCGAACAUACCUGCACAUGUAGCUAUAGAUCUCCGUAGUUUUCAAGUCGAACAACGAAUGGUGAUUAACGCGGCAGCAAGCAAGUUCUUCUUGUACAGGUGCAUGUAGCUAUCACAAUACGUAAUUAUUAAUUAUGUAGCUAUCAUAAUUAUUACAUAGUUAUGUAGCUAUCAUAAUUAUUACAUAGUUAUGUAGCUACCAUACUACGCACAAGUCCCAGUGUUCCCAGUGAACAUGAGUUGUCUGAUGAUUGCCUUUUAAAGAAGGCCAUGAACCCA